AUGGCUUGGAUGACGUCGUUGAUUGUUGGCUUAUGUCAUCUGAUCCUGGUGAAUUCUGCAGAUGUUCAUUACUCUGUGACAGAACAAAGCAAAUCAGGCCUGCUUGUGGGCAACAUUCCAGAUUCCAUCGAUCUCGUUAACCUGGUAUCUCAAGCCAGUAUUCCCUAUAUGAAGUAUAGUUUCUUGAGUAUAGACUCUAACUUGCGAAAAUAUUUCUCCCUGAACGAAAAAUCUGGUGAUCUCAGACUGUCAUCAUCAGAAGUGUUGGACCGGGAGGCCGUUUGUCAGUUUGACAUCACCUGUAACCUUGAACUUCAAAUAGCCAUACAGUCCACCCACACUCAGUUCUUCCGGAAAGUGCUGGUUAGUAUUGACGUCAUAGACAUCAACGAUCAUGUGCCAGAGUUCAAGGAAAACUUCACCACGCUAACCAUCUCCGAAUCUGUACAAAUACCGUCCUCUUUUCCUCUACCAUCCGCCAUAGACAAGGACACUGGUAUCAAUAAUUCUUUACAGGGCUAUGAGAUAUUUCCCCAAGAUGGUCCGUUUGAACUUUCUUACUCCAAGUCCAACUCCAAUCUGAUGCUCAGGGUAGUCAAAGAAUUGGACCAUGAAAUGAGAGAUCUAUAUACAGUGAAGAUUAUUGCACGAGAUGGGGGCGACCCUGCCAGGGAGGGAGUGUUGAACGUUGACAUCAUUGUUGAAGAUAUUAACGAUAAUGCUCCAAAGUUUACACAAGAUAAAUACGCAAAAGUCGUAGACGAAACUGUGAAUCCAGGUUCAUUACUGCUCACCCUCAAAGCCGUCGACGCUGACUCGGGAAAGAACGGACAAGUCAGGUACAGGCUGAGCCCUCAGCAGCCGGCACACAUACUGUCUAUGUUUUCUGUGGACACAACUUUGGGUGAGCUACGUCUUGUAGGGGACUUCCAGUACGCUGAAACAGAAUUAUACAAGAUUGACGUGGAGGCCAGCGACAUGGGCGACCAGCCAUUCACAACCAAAACAACUGUUUCCAUCACUGUGGAAGAUACUAUUAACAGCAGACCCAAACUGUUAGUUAGUUAUCUCUCUCAAAACAAUUAUUCAUCAAUUUCAGAGUACGCUAAUCUUGGUGUGGCCGUGGCUCACAUUCUAGUCAAAGAUACAGACAGGGGUCCUAACGGCAUCGUUCAAUGCAAUCUGACAUCAGGAGGCUACUUUGAGCUUCAGAGCUACGAUAUCAAGGAGUACAAGGUGAUAGUGGCGCGCUCACUAGACAGAGAGGUCAUCCAGGUGCACAAUGUGACUAUUGAGUGCACGGAUGCAGGCCUGCCUUCCCUCAGCACCACCGAAACGUUUCAGGUCAGAGUUAUAGAUGAGAACGACAAUGCUCCAAUAUUCCCAAAACGCUUCUACAACAUGACUAUCAGAGAAAACAACGAAAUCGGAAGAGAGAUUCUAACGGUAGCUGCUAUGGACGCUGACGAUCGCGCCACAGGAAACGGAAAAAUUACAUACAGCCUCCAAGAUGUCAGUAAUGGACAGCUGCUAAUCAAUCCAGACACCGGGGUUAUCAAAGCCAUGACCUCAUUUGAUUACGAGCUUAAGCGACAAAUUAACUUUACGGUUGUGGCUGACGACAACGGUAUACCCCGAAGAUCUGCCAAAGUUCCCGUCAGGGUCACCAUCCUUGAUGAAAACGACCAGGUUCCUUAUUUCGCCCAAAGCCGAUUCACAAUUGCGGUCUCAGAAUACGCAAGUCGCGGGGAUUUAAUAGGGGAAAUCACAGCGUUUGAUUUCGAGCAGGGCAGAAACGGGCAGUUUGAAAUUACUAAGAUUCCAGGUUCUGGCAGAGGCAAGAUGACACACAAGAGCGGUGUUUAUUACAGCGGAUCCGUUGAUAACUCCCCGGUCGAUUUGGAGAAAUUAGACGACGACAAAAUCCCUUUUGAAGUCCAUCAUAACGGAAGCUUAAUCCUUCUGGGUGAAUUGGACCAUGAAAUUAGAUGCUCAUACGAGUUUGAGGUUAGAGUCACGGACAAAGGAGAACCACCGCUCAGUGACACGGCAACUGUAGUCAUCGAUGUGACUGAUGAGAAUGACAACACCCCCUACAUCUUGCACCCCAAUGUCUCUGAGGUCAUGUUUGUAGCCCUAACGGGCGCCGAUGCUCCUCAAACAUUGUUUUCUUUUGAAGUUCUAGAUAGAGACAGUGGCAGCAACAGUUUCCUGGUAUAUACAGUGACAGCCAGGAACGACAGUGGAAGGUUCGAUGUCGAUAGCCAGGGAGAAGUCAAAAGAACCCGCGAUUUUAGCUAUCGGGACGCUGGGACCUACAAGCUAUCCGUCAUGGUCAGAGACUCGGGCACGCCGCCCCUGUCAGACGUCCGCACCGUUCUGAUUCACAUUUCUGGAGGAAACGGCACCGCCGGCAGGUCUGGCCUGAUGAAAGACCAAUACAUCGUCAUCGCCCUGACCUUGGUGUGCGUCACCAUCCUUCUGAGUGUCACCAUCAUCCUCAUCAUUGUCAUCAUGCGGCGACUGGACAAGCGGCGCAAACACAGCGCGGGUUUGACCCCACGGCCUCCCAUGCACAUUCCAAACUCUCGCGUGAUCACCACUUUUAUGGACCCCGUGAAGAUGGAUAACUUUAGACACGACAGUGCCAACAGAGAGUACAGAGAUGACCACCUAGGCAGUAUGGGCAAUCAUAAGAUGAAUGAUUCGCAUUUUGGGUUCACUUCCUCCAGCGGAAGUAUCAACAAGAACGGACUCGCUGACAACGGAUAUCAG
Molecule: messenger RNA, 2775 nt
Organism: Candidula unifasciata
Lineage: Eukaryota; Metazoa; Mollusca; Gastropoda; Stylommatophora; Geomitridae
Source: the annotation of a GenBank genome assembly